GUAUUACGCGCGAUGUGCGCUGCAAACAGACCUCCAUUAUUUUGGCAUGCAACACGCUAAGCGGCAAAUAAUAACUUUACGAACAUGUGAUAUUUUAAUUCGAUUACUGACUAACGUAAUGAGAUUAUUUAAAGGAUUAAAGUUGAAUUAAUCAUUGCUACGAGUUUUACAGGUAAUCUUUGGACUUAGUAGCUAACCGUAACGAACAGUUGUAAAUCUCUGCAAUGGGUAGUACAAUGUUGCUUAGAAAAUUCAACACCUUCUCUUGUCUUAUGAAAGAGAAACCAACCAACUUGAAAGGGAAAAAACACAGCUCGCAGCAAUGGAUCGUGAGACAAUUGAAAGAUCCCUACGUAGAAAAAGCUAAGCAACACAAUUAUAGAUGUCGGAGUGCCUUUAAACUCCUUGAAAUCAACAACAAGCAUCACAUAUUGCAACCAGGAAUGAACGUAAUAGAUUGUGGGGCUGCUCCUGGAAGCUGGACUCAAGUUGCAGCGCGUCUAGUCAAUGCAGAUGGAAAAAUGUUGGAUGAACCAGUAGGAAGCGUCAUAGGUAUAGAUAAACUGCCUAUAUAUCCUAUAGAAGGUGCAACUUUACUAGCAAAUAUGGAUUUCACUAAAAAAGGAACACAAGACCUGAUAAAGCAAUGUUUAAAUGAAAGGUUUGUUGAUGUCGUCUUGUCUGAUAUGGCACCCAAUGCAAUUGGCAUGAAAGAAGCAGACCAUGAAAAUAUCAUCAAACUGGCAUACUCAGUUUUUAAAUUUGCCCUGGAGGUAUCGUCAUAUGAAUCUACUCUAGUUAUAAAAGUAUGGGAUGGCAAUAUGAGCCCUGCGCUUGAAAAAGAUUUAGAAAUAUUUUACAAAGUAGUAAAAAUUGCAAGGCCUCAGGCUACCAGAGACGAGUCGUCAGAAAAAUUCAUCAUUGCAAAAGGUUUCAAAGGAUUGAAAACUCAAGCCAAAUUCGGAGACGUCAUUGAACGGAGAGUGAACCGAUGCAGCAGCAGCAGCAGCAACAGCUCGGCACAUGAAGAGAUGGCUAUGAAAAAGAAGGCGAAAAAAUCAUCAAACAGGCUUCUGCUCCGAGUGGAUUCCGCGAUUUCUAUAUAAAAUUAAAAGAAGGAAAUUAAACUGCAAGAAAGGAACGAGUGAAAGAGCAAAAUAUAUCUAUAUCAUAAGCGGACGCGAAGAGAGGUGUUGGUGCGUCGUGCGCGGAGAGUUUUUUAUU
Trichogramma pretiosum is the source of this 1224-nucleotide messenger RNA. RefSeq names its product rRNA methyltransferase 2, mitochondrial (gene Mrm2). The transcript is spliced from 3 exons. Gene Ontology annotation, cellular component: mitochondrion. The record is from RefSeq and is a predicted model, not a curated record. Lineage: Eukaryota; Metazoa; Arthropoda; Insecta; Hymenoptera; Trichogrammatidae. Gene Ontology annotation, molecular function: rRNA (uridine-2'-O-ribose)-methyltransferase activity. The coding region runs from base 225 to 1106 and encodes 293 amino acids. Gene Ontology annotation, biological process: RNA methylation.